UAUCUCACACCACGCCUUGUCUUAAUUCUUCCUGGUCUCUCCCACGAUCACUCAACCACCGAGUUUAGAGCUAGUGCGUUCUCCUAAUACUCCACAGCGUCGUCAUCGUAUAUUUAUGUAGUGUAAUAUAACUUAACUGUCAUCCCUCGCGCUCUCCCAUCUUUUCGACAGAGCUAGAAGCUGUCACAUCCUAUUUAGAUCCUCUUUAGAUGCCCAGGAAACGGGGUGGCGUAUAGGUCUACCAUGUCUGGCUCUCACGAACACGAUGGUCAACAUGAGCAUUCGGAUUUUGUCGAGAAAUUGAAACAUCCAUUCCACGACCUAAAAGAGAAGCUUAAGGACACUCAUUUGUACGACGCAAAAGUUAGCCUCAUCCACAAGAAGCAUAAGCUCGGGAAACUUGGAAAUCUCUUUAAUCCGGAGCAUCGCCACGAUGAAGAACAUGAGAAAGCGUGCGACGAAAAACGCAACAGAAUUUCCAAGAAUCACCGUUUCAAUUCGUAUUUCCCCGAGCAUGAUGGCAACCUCAUCAAAUGGUAUGUUGAUGGGAGGGACUACUUCUGGGCUGUAUCUGUAGCUCUCGAGCAGGCGAAAGAGACUAUCUAUAUUGCGGACUGGUGGCUUUCGCCCGAGUUAUUCCUUCGCAGACCUCCUUAUUUUAAUCAAGAAUGGCGCUUGGAUAGAAUUCUCAAGCGUCGUGCCGAAGCUGGCGUGAAGAUAUAUGUUAUCGUAUACCGCGAGGUUGAAGCCGCACUAACUUGUAACUCCGAACAUACGAAGCAUGCGCUGCAGAGCUUAUGUCCUGAGGGUUCUCCAGGCUACGGUAACAUCAAAGUCAUGAGACACCCAGAUCAUAACUUUUUAGAGAAUGCCGCCGAUAUGACAUUCUACUGGGCCCACCAUGAAAAAUUCGUCGUCAUCGACUAUGCGAUGGCCUUUAUUGGAGGCCUAGAUCUCUGCUUCGGUCGCUGGGACGAUCACCAACAUAUCCUCUCUGACGUUCAUCCUGAAGGAGUCGCCAACGAAGUUUGGCCGGGCCAAGACUUCAAUAACAACCGUGUCAUGGAUUUUCAGAACGUCCAAGACUGGAAGCAGAAUGAGUUGAGUAAGGCUGACUAUGGGCGGAUGCCGUGGCACGACGUAGCCAUGGGAGUGAUCGGACCAUGCGUCUACGAUAUUGCAGAGCACUUUGUCCUACGCUGGAAUUUCAUCAAGCGAGAUAAGUAUAAGCGAGACGAUAGAUUCGAUUGGUUAAUGCUACGGGGCCGGGAGGGCGACGAUGAGGACCUUGUGGGUGUACAGCGACCUAAACAUCCGGUUGGGGAUUAUGUGCUUCACCCUUUAUCGCCACUGGAAAGCAAAAACCUCGAGGGGCGAGGAACAAUCCACGCCCAAAUCGUCCGAAGCAGCGCUGACUGGUCCAGUGGGGUACUUACAGAUUGUACCAUUGCAUCUGCAUAUUCGGAGAUAAUACGUAACGCUCAGCAUUACGUCUACAUCGAGAACCAGUUCUUCAUUACCGCAACAGGCGAUCAACAAUCCCCCAUUCAUAAUACUGUUGGAAAAGCCAUCGUUGACGCCUGUGUAAGGGCCGGUAGAGAAGGGAGAAAGUUCCGAGUUAUAAUUGUAAUCCCCGCCAUUCCCGGAUUCGCCGGCGAUCUUCGCGACGAUGCAGCAACUGGGACACGCGCCAUUAUGGACUAUCAGUACAAGUCGAUAUGCCGUGGCGAACAUUCAAUCUUCGAGCAGAUCAGGGUGCAGGGGGUCAAUCCGAGAGACCAUAUCUUCUUCUUUAACCUGCGUUCUUACGAUCGCUUAAACAAGACCCCCGCCAUCAGGAAGCAGGAAGAGGUCUCUGGCGUCAAGUACCAGGAGGUUCAGCGUGCUGAAGCAGAGGAGAUCAUGGGUGAAGGUAUCCACGGUAUCGCAGAUGUCGAGGGUGAACGAGAUGAGCACAUGGGUAAAAGAGAGCAGCAGAAGGAGAUUGCGGAAAAUACGAGGAGUAAUGAGGCCAAACGUCGUUUUGAGGAAGCCAAGCAGGAUGGCCAGGACACUCAAUCGGCCUCAAGUGUAGCUCAUCAUGCUAUGAUUGACACUGGUAUGCUUUCGGAAGAACCGUGGGAAGGUGAUCCCCAUGAGGAGGUUGAUAAUUGGAUUCAAGAGGAGCUAUACGUCCACGCCAAACUCCUUAUCGUCGAUGAUCGCACUGUGAUAUGUGGCUCGAGCAACCUAAACGACCGUUCUCAGUUAGGUAGCCAUGACAGUGAGCUUUCGAUCGUCAUGGAGGAUGCUGAUAAGAUCCAAAGUGUCAUGGAUGGGCAACCUUUUUCGGCAGGAAGACACGCAGCCACCUUGCGAAGAUAUCUUUGGCGGGAGCACUUAGGUCUGUUGCCACCGCAGCAGCACGAUGCAAGUAACGACCCAAACGCCCAGCCACCGGGAGAAAAUUCGCCCAACGAUAUAUGGGAUAGAGAUGACAGCUACAAGUUCGUCGAAGAUCCGAUGAGCGACAAACUCUGGGAUAUGUGGACCACCAAUGCUACGACAAACACGCAGAUUUUUAGACAUCUAUUCCACGCGGAUCCUGACGAUCACGUCAAAACGUUCGAAGACUAUAACACUUUCUUACCUCCAAAGGGGGUAAAAGCCGGUCAUAUUUUCGAUAGGUUUCUGCCGCCAGAUGACAUUCGCAAGAAGCUUGACCAGAUAAAAGGGCACCUUGUAUGGAUGCCGCUGGAUUAUUUAAAAGACGCGAACAUGGCCGAGACGGGGCUGCAAGUUAAUUCAUGGACUGAAAGCGUGUAUACGUAGGCGACCUCGUUCACCAGGAACGGGAUAUCUAGGUAUGUAUGGAAGAGUGCACAGAGCUGACGGUGGAUCUUCCUAUAGUAUCUAGCUAGAUCACAUACCAAGUGUUUAGCUUCGUCUAGAGUUCCUAAGUAAUCGAUGACGGAGACUGAUUACUGCAUAUGUUGGC
Annulohypoxylon maeteangense is the source of this 2977-nucleotide messenger RNA. Its product is annotated as phospholipase D/nuclease. Gene Ontology annotation, biological process: cell motility; phosphatidic acid biosynthetic process; intracellular signal transduction. The record is from RefSeq and is a predicted model, not a curated record. Gene Ontology annotation, molecular function: D-type glycerophospholipase activity. Lineage: Eukaryota; Fungi; Ascomycota; Sordariomycetes; Xylariales; Hypoxylaceae. The transcript has 5 exons. Bases 244 to 2811 code for a protein of 855 amino acids.